Molecule: messenger RNA, 3040 nt
Organism: Synchiropus splendidus (mandarinfish)
Lineage: Eukaryota; Metazoa; Chordata; Actinopteri; Syngnathiformes; Callionymidae
Product: coiled-coil domain-containing protein 148-like
Exons: 15
Coding region: 736-2535 (599 amino acids)
Source: RefSeq, a predicted model, not a curated record
UCGUGGCUUUAAUAUUAUUAAUUCUUAUGGAAAUGUGUACAGUUUUGAUGCCUCAUGAAGCUCGAUACUAGUUCUAACUGAUAUGUGGUUUAAAAAAAAUCAGCACAUGCUUCACCAUUUGUGAACAGUUACAAAAUAGUAUCAAUGUGACCGUACUAAACUCCAAGCACAUAAAUAAUAUAAAUUUAAUCAAAGUGUGGCAGCUUCAUUAGAUUAGAUCAAAAUGUGCUUCCAACAAAUAGUUAUUAAAAAUGUGAAAUUACACAUUGCAUCAGUUACUGUGUAGGUGACUCACUAAUGCAAAAAAAUUAAACUGAUUCGUCCUUUAAAAAAAUGUUUUUUAUACAAGAUCAACUCCACUGAAAGUGAAGCUCACAAUGAAAAUGUCAACUCAUUGUCAUCAUGUUACAGGGAAAAUGCUUAAAGGUUGAAAAUAGUUGCAAACUUUUGCAAUGGCUUACAUACAUAGCAUCACAUCAAAGGAAAUAAUGAUGAGUGAAAAUAACAAAGUACUUGGUCAUUGAUAAAGAUAGUACUCGAGCAUUGCAAAAGCGUCUGUAAUCUACUAGCAAAUAAAGUUGACAACGAUUGAAAAUUUUGCCUUCUGUUCAUGUUUUACCACUUACACUCAACGAUUAAUAUUACAGAUGUUUCUAAAAUAUUUAGAAGAUGAAGCAACCUACCUAAAGCUAUCAACCUCUUAGAGCUCCUGACCUUGUGUGUCGUGAUUAUUCAAUGAUGAAUGGCGGAUAUCUGCAUAACUUUGUCACAAACAACAAGGCAGGAGAUGUUGCCAAACUUGCUCUGCGAAUGAAAUAUGGCGUUGGCAGCUCAAAGCAUAAACCAGUGGAAUAUGAUAAGCUGCAAGAAAAGCUUAAUGCCAAGAGACUGGAGGUUGCUUUGACUGGUGAAAAGCUGGAGAAGGCGCGCUGUGAGGCCAAAGCUGCCAAAGAGAGCUCCAUUUUACGGGAGCAGAGACAGGUGUGGAGCGCCGAGUGCCCCAAGCUGCAAAAAGCUGAGGAGGCAGCUGAGAAAGAGGUCGAGGAAUUUCUCCAGCAAAUUAGACCGAGCAAAAUAAUAGACACGGCCGUCUUUUCACUGCCAGAAUAUGCGAUGCUCUUGGAGAAGGAGCGGGAGGAAUUUCGGAUAGCCACCGUGGACCCAAUCCACCAGCUCCGAGAUGACCUGCGUUUCCGCCUGAUUCAGGCACAGCGGCAGCAGCCGCCCAGUCAUCCAUCAAACUGGGAACAAGUGCAGCAACAGAUAUUCCUCAUCAAGGACCAGCAAGAUGAAAUAAUGGAGAAACUUUCAGAUGAAUGUGCAGCGCUACAGAAGGAGAUAGUUGCCUUUGAUGUCGAAGACUAUCUCCCGACAUCCGACAAAAAAAAGGAAAUAGUUCCGAAGGAAAUUUUAGACAGUGAUUGUCCAUUCCCAGAGCUGAAGAGCUCAGUGAUCCAGGCCUUCCACUCGCUGUGGGAGCAGCACCAGAGUAGACUGCAAAACUUGCAGGAGCAACUUGAAAAAAGUCACAGACUCUGCGGCUGGUGUGUAGACGACCAUCAGCGCUUUUUGUUCACGCUAUCGCUGUACAGCCAUGACAUCACCAACCACAGGGCGCUUCUAAUGGACAUGCUCCAGAGAAUCUUCCCGAGGAGAUCCAGACACGAGCUGCUGGAGCACGAACGAGUGUUGGACUCGCAGCGCUUCUGUCAGGUACAGGUGAAGGUGGAGACCCAGCAGUAUCAGCGGGACCACCAAGAGCUGCUGGCCAAAGCCCUGGUCACCCUCCAGGAGGCGGCGAACGCUCAUCAGGAGGAGCUGGAGCUCCACAGAGACCGUCAACACCAGCAGGACAUUUGCCUGCAGCUCAGAAAUAAGCUGCAACUGUGGCGGGCGCAGCAGGAGGAGGCAUCGAAGCUGGAGGCGACUAUUGCUGCCAGACGACGUGAGGAGCACGAGGCGAAGAUGAAGAAGGAGCAGGAGAGAGAGGCCGCCAUGAGGUCACAGCAGAAAGAGAGAGUACGUCAGUUUCAUUUCAAGCUGCAGAAGAACAGAGAGGAGGUGGAGAGGAGAGAUCAGGAGAGACUUGCUCAGCUGAGGAGUGUCAUGGCAGACCAGGCGAGGCAGGACCAGGAGAGGGUGCAGUUUCGGGCUCGCAUGUUGCAGAAACGGAAGGAGGAGAGAGAAGCUCGGGAGGCUGAGCUGCAGAGGGAGGAGGAGGAGAGGCAGAAUCGUCUGGAAGCGCUCAGAAACCAGGUUGCGGUGGUGGCGGAGGCCGACACAGACAGGAUGAUGGGAGACACCGAAGCUCGGAGGAUGCGGCAGAUGAAUGAAAAAGAGUUUGUACUUCAGAAGCCUCUGUUUGGUCUCAACACGUACACAGACAAGCAGUUUGUGUCAGAUCCGCGAGUGAAGGUGGCGCAGGCUCUCCGGGAGGCCGGGCUGCACCACAGCCAGUAUGCCAAGCAGGUGCUGUCGGAUAUUAAACCACCCAAACCGCCGCGCCGAGACACCAACUCCAUCAUCAAGUUUUGACCCUCGGAAUCAAUGGAACUUCACGAUAGAGGGUCAAUCCUUGGACCGUUGCUGUUUUUACUUAUGAACAAGCUCUUUACCUUAUAAACCACUGCUCUUUUGUUAAAAGCAUAAGAGAUUCUUUUUAUCAUUAUUAUUUGGCCCAGACGCUCAAAUUAAAUCACAAAAAUUAUUGAAAUGUUUUUCCAAAUGAGAAAAGAAUAACUGCAAGUUUUAACAUUGUGUAGAUUAAAUCAUAAACUACCCUCUGUAACCUUUUCCAUUAUGUAAGACACUAUUUCCACCUCCAGCAUAAAUCCAAGUCAUAAUAUAAUGUUUUAUUUGUUUUUAUUGCGUUGUCAUAAUAUGUGAGGUGCUUACUGUAUGCUGGACUUUCUUCAGAUGGGGACAUUGGCCAUGAGACCUAUUAAAAUCAUUUACAUAUAUUUUCAAAGGCUUAUGAAAUGGGCCCAUCCAGGGGGCGCUGUUUUCAUCACAAAGUGGAGAAUUCCAAAUGGGAGCCACC